This is a messenger RNA of Monoraphidium neglectum, 1608 nucleotides long. RefSeq names its product putative cytochrome P450. Gene Ontology annotation, molecular function: monooxygenase activity; oxidoreductase activity, acting on paired donors, with incorporation or reduction of molecular oxygen; heme binding. NCBI's taxonomy places the organism in Eukaryota, Viridiplantae, Chlorophyta, Chlorophyceae, Sphaeropleales, Selenastraceae. The record is from RefSeq and is a predicted model, not a curated record. The transcript is spliced from 10 exons. Bases 1 to 1608 code for a protein of 535 amino acids.
AUGGCGCCUCUCCUGCGGUCCGUGGUCGCCGCGGGGCCGACGGAGACGGCAGUGCUGGUGGCCAUUCUGGGAACCCUGUAUAUGCUCUACGUGGCGCUCACCAAGGCCACCAAGCACGACCUGGAUAAGGUGCCAGGGCCCUGGAAGAAGGCCUGGCCCCUGGUGGGGAACGCGCCCUCCCUGCUCAAGCCGGACUUCCACCGCCAGUUCUUGGCCUGGAACGACGAGUUUGGUGGCAUCUGCCGCAUCAAGUUCUUUUGGACCGACGUGCUGCUGGUGACUGACCCGGUGGCCCUGGGCAGCAUCAUGGGCCGCGGGGAGGGCGCCAUUGACAAGGCGUUUGAGACUUACGCCCCCAUCAACAAGAUGACGGACCCACACGGCAACCCCAACCUGCUGACCGCGCCGGCCGACGAGAAGUGGAAGGCCAUCCGCAAGGGUGUGGCCGUGUCGUUCGCGUUCCAGAACAUCAAGAAGAAGUACCCCAUGAUCCUGCAGCGCGUGAACCGCGUCAUCCAGCGCGCCGGCGCGCUGGGCCCCUCCGCCUCCAUCGACGUCGACCAGCUGGCGCUGCGGGUGACGCUGGACGUCAUCGGCCUGGCUGGCUUUGGGCACGACUACCAGAGCGUGGAGAAGGACGUGCCGGAGUACGACCACCUGCUGCGCGUGCUGCCGCGCUGCUUCACGGAGGUCAUGCUGCGCGUGAUCAACCCCCUGCGCCCUAAGUUCCCCCACUGGUUCCAGACGGGCCCCAAGGGCGCCGCGGCGUUCAAGGAGUUCCAGGAUCAGAUGCGGUUCCUGCUCAACAAGAUCCGCCAGGACGGCCGCCCCGCGGAGGACGACAGCGACAUCGGCGCACAGGUGUGGCGCGUGAUGGACGAGCACCCCGACAUCAGCGAGGACCGCAUGCUGUCAGAGAUCGGCAUGCUCUUCGUGGAGGGCUUCGAGACCACCGGCCACACCACCAGCUGGACGCUCUUCAACAUCGCAACCUGCCCGCACGCCCAGGACAAGAUCGAGGCGGAGCUGGACUCCCUGGGCCUGCUGCACAAGGAGGGGGCCGCCCCCAGGGAGCUGGACCUGGAUGACCUCAAGAGGAUGCCCUACCUGGCCGCCUGCGCCAAGGAGGGCAUGAGGAUGUUCCCCGUGGUGUCCAUCAUGGGCAGGAUGGCCACCAAGGUGACCAAGGUCGGCCCCUACACCGUGCCCUCUGGCACGGUCGUGGGUACCCCGCUGUUUGCCAUCCAGAACACGGUCCACAACUGGGACGAGCCCCACACCUACCGCCCAGAGCGGUGGGUGGACGUGCCCAUUGAGACCUGGGUCUACAACAGCAAGGAGGGCGAGAGUGGCGGCAAGCGCGGCAUCACGUUCAUGCCGUUCUCAGAGGGGCCCCGCAACUGCGUCGGCCAGUCGCUGGCGAAGAUGGAGGUGAUGACGCUGCUGGCCAAGCUGCUGGCGUCGUUCCGCAUCGAGCUGGCGCCGGAGAUGGGCGGGCGCGAGGGCAUCCGCAAGCGGGAGAGCACGGCGAUGACGCUGCAGACCACCGGCACAAAGGGCAUCCGGUGCUACCUGCACCCGCGCAGCGAGCUCGUCGGGAAGCUGUGA